Rhagoletis zephyria (snowberry fruit fly) is the source of this 2040-nucleotide messenger RNA. The record is from RefSeq and is a predicted model, not a curated record. NCBI's taxonomy places the organism in Eukaryota, Metazoa, Arthropoda, Insecta, Diptera, Tephritidae.
AUGGAUAAUUCUCCUUUGCUUCCAGUUGCCCAUUCUGGAGGCAGUAAUUCCGGAGCUGCUCCCAAUGUUCCACCAGGGUCCUCCAGGGCUUCGGCGUCUUCUGCCUUUGCACCACCAUCCUUCACUGUGGCAAGCAUUGGCGGUUCACAGCUUAAUCCUCAAUCUCCAUUUACACCAUCUUCAUCAACACCGUCCAUCUGUCAAUCGAAUUCUAUCACUUUUAAAGAAAUCACCAGUUCACCAUCUCCUUCACCGACGGCCACUUCAGUGGCAGCAUCUCCUUCCAAGCGAUAUUUGUAUAGCUCCAAAAAGCACUCAUGCUUACUUUUAGAUUCGUUAAGUAUCCUUAGAAAGAGAAAAGAACUUUGCGAUAUUGUCUUGUUAGUAAACUCCAAGAAGAUCUACGCUCACAGGGUAAUAUUAGCUGCAUAUAGUCCAUACUUUUUAGCAAUGUUUACUGGCGAACUAGUAGAAUCUCGUCAGGCUGAAGUACACAUUCGUGAUAUUGAUGAGCAGGCAAUGGAACUACUCAUUGACUUUGCCUACAGCUCUCGCAUUAUCAUCGAGGAAUCAAACGUUCAGGUUCUUCUUCCGGCUGCUUGUCUUCUACAAAUGACUGAAAUUCAAGAAGUGUGCUGUGAAUUUCUCAAACAAGAACUUGACCCCUCUAAUUGUCUUGGCAUUCGCUCUUUUGCUGACACACAUGCCUGCAAAGAUUUACUUGAUUUUGCCGACAAGUUCACACAGGACCAUUUUCAUGAAAUAAUCGAAAAUGAAGAAUUUAUUUUGCUUCCAGUGAAUCAACUUAUUGACAUAAUCAGCAGUGAUGAACUGAAUAUUAGCUCUGAAGAACAGGUUUAUCAGGCAAUUAUGAAGUGGACUCGCUACAACGUCGCCGAGCGUAGACAGCAUCUUUCACAUGUUCUUCAGCAUGUUCGGCUAUCUCAAUUGUCGGCUAAAUUUCUUGUUGGUACUGUCAGCUCGGACAUUUUGAUAAAAAACGAUGAGCUUUGCCGCGAUUUAGUUGAUGAAGCAAAGAACUAUCUUCUUUUACCUCAAGAACGAACCUUUAUGGUCGGGCCCAGGUUUAGGCCACGUAAGCCAGUACGAAGAGGCGAAGUUCUCUUUGCAGUUGGUGGAUGGUGCUCAGGCGACGCAAUCGCAAGCGUGGAAAAAUAUGAUGGACAAGAGUGGAGAAUGGUGGCGCCAAUGACUAAACGAAGAUGCGGUGUCGGAUGUGCUGUGAUUAAUGAUUUACUUUUCGCUAUUGGAGGACAUGAUGGUCAGAGUUAUUUGAACAGCGUUGAACGCUAUGAUCCGCAUAUGAAUGAGUGGUCUACUUCUGUGGCACCUACAUCAACUUCACGCACUUCUGUCGGCGUUGGUGUACUCGAUGGUUUUCUCUACGCUUGUGGAGGGCAAGAUGGUGUGUCUUGUUUGAACAUUGUUGAACGCUACGAGGUUCAGACAAAUCGAUGGAUUAAAUUGGCGCCAAUGACAACUCGCCGUUUGGGCGUCGCCGUUUCAGUUCUCAAUGGCUACCUGUAUGCAAUUGGCGGUAGUGAUGGAAGCUCUCCACUCAACACUGUGGAGCGGUAUGACCCAAGAACAAACAGGUGGAGUCCAAUGGCCCCUAUGUGGACUAGAAGAAAACAUUUAGGCAGUGCUGUGUACAACAACAUGAUCUACGUCGUGGGAGGGAGGGAUGACACUACGGAGCUGUCUUCAGCCGAGCGGUAUAAUCCACAGACAAAUGAGUGGCAGCCCAUAGUGGCAAUGCAGAGUAAAAGAUCAGGCGUGGGUCUGGCGGUAGUAAACGGAAAACUCUACGCUGUCGGAGGUUUUGACGGACAAACUUACCUGAAAACCGUCGAGGUCUACGACAAUGAAGCAAAUUCUUGGAGCCUUUGCGGUAAUGGAAUGAACUAUAGGCGACUUGGAGGUGGUGUUGGUGUAAUUCAAAUUAACGGUCCUCAUGGAACUACCCAUUCGGCAGAACUUUUGAAAGCAGAAUUAACCCAAAACUUUAAGCCGAAUUGA